AUGGAUGAAACCUACUAUGCCCAUCUGCUUCAGCACUACAAAACAUCCUAUGAUCUUCCCAACCUUGUCAGUUACCAAUAUGCCACGCUCACAAGCUCCUUUGUUGACAAUGAAAUCACAAAGUUGAAGUUCAUUGACUUACUUGGUCAACAGUACCGUGGUAAAAACGGUUCAGCUAGUUGUGGUUCUCUUGUCCACGUAAUGUUUGUUGGUAGUGACGGUAGAAAUACCCUAGCCUAUGCUGGACAAAUACAGUAUCUCUUCACACACUCCUUUACACACCCUUCUAACAGCAAUCUCCACAUGACUCGCAUGGUUCAUGAUUAUCAACAUGUAUUCGCAUAUAUCAAGUGGUUUAAUACUUCCUCUGAUAGAUCGCGUGAGGAUGAUGGUCUUGAGUUUUGUCUCUGUUGUGAAUGA
Messenger RNA from Phycomyces blakesleeanus NRRL 1555(-), 420 nucleotides. RefSeq lists its product as hypothetical. The transcript has a single exon. The coding region runs from base 1 to 420 and encodes 139 amino acids. The record is from RefSeq and is a predicted model, not a curated record. Lineage: Eukaryota; Fungi; Mucoromycota; Mucoromycetes; Mucorales; Phycomycetaceae.